Gadus chalcogrammus (walleye pollock) is the source of this 4170-nucleotide messenger RNA. It is a transcript of the gene kifc1, whose product is annotated as kinesin family member C1. The record is from RefSeq and is a predicted model, not a curated record. Gene Ontology annotation, biological process: microtubule-based movement. Lineage: Eukaryota; Metazoa; Chordata; Actinopteri; Gadiformes; Gadidae. Gene Ontology annotation, molecular function: microtubule binding; ATP binding; microtubule motor activity. The coding region runs from base 86 to 2011 and encodes 641 amino acids. The transcript is spliced from 12 exons.
GAAAAAAAUGCGUUUCAAAUUCAAACGGCUGCAGACCAGGAAGGAAUAAGUCCAACAUCCGACCCGAGCCACGGCACGAAGAGUCAUGAGCGGCAAAGAGAACGCGUUGUCUCGUCUGCCGAUAAUGUCGGCAAAGCGUCCAGCAACAGCAGCGUCCAGCAACACCAGCGGCAGCAGCAUGGAGAGCACGGGCCAACCAGCCCAGAAGAAGCAGCGCCGGGAGGCGGAGCCGGCGAGGCCCAAGGCGGCCCUCAGCACGGCGCCCGUCCGCCGCCCGCCCGCCGCCAGCGUCUCCCGGGCGCCGCGGGCCACGGGUGCUGCCACGGUGGCCGCCGCGCCAUCCAGAGGCGGCGUCAGGCAGAACGUGGCGUCGGUGGCGCCGAGGGGCGGGGCCAGGCCGGCGGCGGCGGCGGCGUCCAACAAAGCAGGUGGGGCGGCGGGCGGGCGGCGGCCGGGCUGGGACAUGCGGGGGAAGGUGAGCGACAUGCAGGCCAAGCUGCAGUCGCUACAGAGCCGCGACCGGACGGCGCAGGAGGAGACCCGGGAGCUCCGGGGCACCGCGGCCUCCGCCCAGCAGAGGGCGGCGCAGCUGGCCGAGGAGCUGGAGGGCCAGAGGAGCCAGAUCUCCGCGUACCGGGGCGAGCUGGCGGAGGUCCGUGGGGAGCUGGAGCGGGAGGCGUCGGAGCGUCGCGGCCUGCAGCGGGAGCUGGGCGGCCUGCAGGAGGCGCACCAGGUGGUGCUGACGCUCCGCGACAGCCAGGAGCUGGAGCUGCAGGCCGGAAGGGCGAAGCUGCUCGCGCAGGGGUCCAGCCUGGAGCGGCUCGAGGCUGGCCUGCAGCAGCUCCAGGCCGAACUACAGCAGCGGGAGCAGGAGGUGCGGCUCCUGCAGGACACGGUGGACCAGCAGAAGGACGCGCUGCACGCCGGCGAGAUGGAGCGGCGGCAGCUUCACAACACGCUGCAGGAGCUGAAGGGGAACAUCAGGGUCUUCUGCAGGGUGCGCCCCCUGGUGGGCGGAGGCCCCAGCCCCCACAUCCUGCUGCCCCCCGACGACCACAAGGCCCUGGUCCUGGCCAGGUCCGAGGAGUCUCACGUGGGCCGGACGGGGGACACCCAGAAGACCUACAACUUCAGCUUCGACCGCGUGUUCGGCCCCAGUGCCAGCCAGCAGGAGGUGUUUGAGGAGAUCUCCCUGCUGGUGCAGUCUGCCUUGGACGGCUACAACGUCUGCUGCUUCGCCUACGGCCAGACGGGCAGCGGCAAGACCUUCACCAUGGAGGGGGGGGACUCUGACGCGGCGGUGGGCGUCAUCCCCCGCGCCGUGCAGCAGGUGUUCCUGGCGGCGCACAAGCUCGGCGCCCAGGGGUGGGAGUUCUCCUUCACGGCGAGCUUCGUGGAGGUCUACAACGAGAGCCUGCGGGACCUGCUGUACACCGGCAAGGGCGGCAAGCGGCCCGAGCAUGAGAUCCGCAAGUCGGCCGCCAACGAGAUCAGCGUCACCAACCUCACCUACCAGAAGGUCGCCACCGAGGGACAGGUGCAGAACCUCAUCGCCAUAGCCAACCAGAACCGCUCCACGGCACAGACCACCCUGAACGACCGCUCCUCGCGCUCCCACUCGGUGUUCCAGCUGGACAUCCAGGGAGAGAACGCCGGCCGCGACGUCCGCUGCAAAUCCACCCUGUGCCUGGUGGACCUGGCGGGCAGCGAGCGCGUGCUGAAGAGCCAGGCCCAGGGCGAGCGCUUCAAGGAGAUGACGGCCAUCAACGGCUCCCUCUCCAACCUGGGCCUCGUCAUCACCGCCCUGGCCAACAAGGAGAGCCACAUCCCAUACAGGAACUCGAAGCUCACCUACCUGCUGCAGAGCUGCCUAGGAGGGAAUAGCAAGACCCUGAUGUUCGUCAACAUUGCGCCGGAGCCAGACAGCUUCGGCGAGUCCCUGAACUCCCUGCGCUUCGCCAGCAAGGUCAACGACUGUUUUGUUGGUACAGCAUCCGCUAACAAGAAGUGAGGUGUUUUUUUAAAACCAGCACCAGUUUUUUAUUUUUAAAACCUUUUUGUUGUAUUUUUAAAAAAAAAAACAUUUUUCUAAUAAAUAUUUUAAUAGCGCUGUGUUGUUGCAUUGUGCUUACACUGUAUUAAACCCUUUAGCGAUGUAACGCAGUAGUGAGUAUAGCACAAUAUGAAGAAUCUGUACCCAAUGCCUGAUCAGUUUGUUUAUCCAUCUCACUAUAAUAACUUUAUAAUGUGUAUUUCUGGUUGAGACCAAAGUAAAGGACUAGCUUGUGAAGAGUUUGAGUUGGUAGUGUCCCACGUCCUUCGGUCUAAGUGUCUGAUGGUCUUUUAUUAAACAGAAUCAAGUCACUGACACGUGGUGUCACUCUGCUUCAUUUCACACAUUUAUAUCGGCCAGCGUUUACGUUGCUUCCUUCAUCUUUUGGCAAACAGAUUCCGUGAGGCCACCACGGAUUUCGAAUUAAGCGCCCGUGGUCGACUCGCUCGUUGAAACGGUGACCUGUGUGUGUGUGCCACGGAAUAUCGGUGUCAUUUACUUGCAUUGGAGCAAAUUCCGUGGCCACAUCACGGACAAUUUAAGUGAUUCCGUGAGGCCACCACGGAUUUUGAGUUAAACGCCCGUGGUCAACUCGCUCGUUGAAACGGGGUUCUGUGUGUGUGCUCAGUGUCAUUUACUUGCAUUGGAGCAAAUUCCGUGCCCAUGUCACGGAAAUCGGCGUGUUUCUGUGAUGAUCCCACGGAUUUUGAGUUCAGAGUCCGUGGUCAUUUCACGGAUUCCUGUGAGACCAGGGCCCCGUUUCCCGAUAUCGAUGGAUUUUCGCUCGUAAGAUCAUUCUCCCGAUGGAUCUUUCGAACCAUCGAUAUUUUCUUCGUCGCGUUUCCCGAAACUCCUCUUAACGUGAACGCGCAUUCGCUGCACUCACGACGUCGUAGGAUUGUAACUGUCUACUGACACGGUGCUGAAAUGGGCUCCAUAGGAGGGGGAGACGCAGGAAUGUCGCAGGAAAAUUGUGUUAAAAAGGGUUCAAAUAUCUCCCCAUCAAGGACAGCAGCAGAGUAGCCUACGAAAAAAAUAGACUGCAAUUAUAUGAAUGCUAAAGACAUUAAAACACAAUUGAUUAGGCUUAAGCCGACAUAUAGCCUAUCAGUCCUAAUCCUGAAUGCACUGUGCGUUUCACGGCAUUUCCCCCCCUGAAAUAAUUCCAUAUGACAAAAAAUUAAAAAUAGCUUGUGUGACAACUACAUUUAUCUUAAUGGGCUGAUUUCUGAAACAUGCUUUGCGCAGCAAAGAGAGCCGACUUAAAGGGGUAGUUCGGAAUUUUGGACGGAGGGCCUGAUUCCCAAGUGAGCAUUGGUAUUCUUUAUCACUGGAGACAGUUUAACACAUUUCAUUCAUUCCUUCUAGUUGCAGAGUUCGCUCGUGCUAGGCUAGCGCACGUCAACGGGCAAUGCUAGCCUGCGAUUAAAAACAGUGUUACCCACUCCACAGUAGGCUACACCCGAGAUAAAUCAAUUAUAACGACAGACAUACAUUUAAAUGUCUGUUUAUAGAAUAAUGUUAGAAAUAAAACCAACCUUGCAUUGCAUUUUGAGGGAAUUGCUGGGUCACAGCAGCAGUGUUAUAUUCCUGGUAGUAGGCUCCAUGGUAGUAGGCUACGGCAGCGGCGGACUGAUACCUAGGUUACCGGUGUUGUGUCGAGAUCUGUUUCCCCUAGUCCCCGCCCCCGUCCGAAAUUACCCGAAGGGCGAUGGAAGAAAAAAACAACAUUGUUACCCCUUAUGUUUUUUUUCAUGAUGACCAAUAAAAAACAACAGUGUUACCCCUUAUGGUUUUUUUCAUGACGACCAAAGAAAAACGACUGUCAUCCCUCAUGUUUCAUUUGAUAAAAACGACAGUGUUACCCCCUAUGUUUUAAUUGAUAAAUAUCGACAGUGUUACCCCUUACGUUUUUUUUCAUGACGACCAAUAAAAAAGUACAGUGUUACCCCUUAUGGUUUUUUUCAUGACGACCAAAGAAAAACGACAGUGUCACCCCUCAUGUUUCAUUUGAUAAAAACGUGAAGCGCGCGUACACAAAAAGCUCGCCCACGAGCUGCUGUGCUCGUACACAGAGGCACUUUGGAGAGAGCUAAGGUUCAAAACUGACUUUUUUU